GUUCACAAGCCCGGCCCCCUCACAGUCAGGGAGCUGCAGUUGUUUGUCUCGCUGGGAUCGAUCACCAGCGCAUCACUGGUCGAUACUGGUUAUUUAUAGGAGGCGACGAGUUUUUACCGGUCACAAGAAACGAAUGCGGAGAGGGUUGACUCCUCCAUGGACAACCUGGGGAUGGAUGUGACCGGGGAUUCGAGAGCCGCCCUGGUCAUUCUGGCCUUCCUCCAGGCGGACUGUCAAGGCGCAGAGCUCCAGAAGGAGCUGCUCUCUCUGAGGAACGAGUUCCAUCUCACCCGGGACAUCAACUGCAACGGCCCCCGGAUCGAAACCGCCGAGGACGGGUACCUGGAGACCGACGGUAACAGUCCCCUGUCCGAAAGUGUCCCAGUGUAUCUGCACGAUUUCCAGCCUGUGGCGGAGCUGCAGUGGCAAGGGAACCAGGUCGCUGCAGCCAACAUUCAGCAGGUGGCGGAGGAGCUCAGAGAAAUCGCAGACCAGCUCCAGGAAAGUGUCAUGGCCCAGGCCACCAGCAACCUGAUGAGGAACAGAUCAGACUCCCAAUCUGAGUGGAAAACCCACCUGAACUCGGAGGUACAGCGGAUAAUGAGGAACGGCACUGGUCUGGAGCAUCUACAACAGGAGCGGGUGGUCAUGGCCCUCACGCUCACCCUGGUUAAAGGAGUGUGUGAACAGGCCCCACACCUUCUGAGGAGCCUCUUCAACGCGGCACUGCAGUUCAUCAGGUGACUUCAGAGCGGACGCCUGACAGGAAGUAACACGUACAUGUGGUGGAGCGACACCAGAAAUCUGCUCCUCAUUAUCAGUCCAGUGAGAACGGAGCCGUGCAACCGGAAGUGUAGUCAACCCUUUUCAAACUUGUCAUUUGACUUUUACCGUAAGGAUGAGUUUGCAAAACUUUUUUUUGUUUUUUUCUUUGCUCUGCAUCUUUCUGCCUCCGUUUACUCUUUACACUUAAAAGUGAAACUUUUUGUUUAUACUUGAAAUACGUGACUCUUUUUGUAUUGUCAUUCUGCUUUUGUAACUUGACUUAAUAUACAGUAUUUCUGAUUUGAUUUACUUUCAAUCUUAAACUAAAUAGUUGAGAUUUUCUGUUUUCCUUUCAUAAAUGUGAAAUUUGUUAAAAUGAAAUUAUACACUUGAACAUUUUAAUAAAACCACUACAGAAAACUU
Pleuronectes platessa (European plaice) is the source of this 1188-nucleotide messenger RNA. It is a transcript of the gene bida, whose product is annotated as BH3 interacting domain death agonist. The record is from RefSeq and is a predicted model, not a curated record. Bases 157 to 744 code for a protein of 195 amino acids. Gene Ontology annotation, biological process: positive regulation of intrinsic apoptotic signaling pathway; positive regulation of release of cytochrome c from mitochondria; positive regulation of extrinsic apoptotic signaling pathway. Lineage: Eukaryota; Metazoa; Chordata; Actinopteri; Pleuronectiformes; Pleuronectidae. The transcript is spliced from 4 exons. Gene Ontology annotation, cellular component: mitochondrion; cytoplasm; cytosol.